Nelumbo nucifera (sacred lotus) is the source of this 1786-nucleotide messenger RNA. Its product is annotated as actin-101-like. The record is from RefSeq and is a predicted model, not a curated record. Lineage: Eukaryota; Viridiplantae; Streptophyta; Magnoliopsida; Proteales; Nelumbonaceae.
GCCCACUAUAUAAAUAUAUAUUGUCCAUUUAGCCUUUUACUUCACCGUUUUCGGUGUUUAUUCCGAGAAGAAGAGGCAAUACAGAGACGGAGACAAAGCUCAUCGUCCUUUUGGAUUCUUCCGUCUUGAUAGCGGAAGACGAAGCCGUGGUUGCGCUUGGAUCCUAAGGUUCUUUUAUUAGGUCUAUAAAAGAUGGCCGAUGCUGAGGAUAUUCAACCCCUCGUCUGUGACAAUGGCACUGGGAUGGUCAAGGCUGGAUUUGCCGGUGAUGAUGCUCCCAGGGCAGUGUUUCCCAGUAUUGUUGGAAGACCUCGACACACAGGUGUCAUGGUUGGGAUGGGGCAGAAGGAUGCUUAUGUAGGAGAUGAAGCCCAAUCCAAGAGAGGUAUCCUCACCUUGAAGUAUCCCAUUGAGCAUGGCAUCGUCAGCAACUGGGAUGACAUGGAGAAGAUUUGGCAUCAUACCUUCUACAAUGAGCUCCGUGUUGCCCCUGAAGAGCACCCAGUUCUUCUUACAGAAGCACCCCUUAACCCCAAGGCCAACAGGGAGAAGAUGACCCAAAUCAUGUUUGAAACCUUCAAUGUGCCUGCUAUGUAUGUUGCCAUCCAGGCCGUCCUCUCUCUAUAUGCCAGUGGUCGUACAACAGGUAUUGUGCUGGACUCUGGUGAUGGUGUCAGCCACACUGUCCCAAUUUAUGAAGGGUAUGCCCUCCCUCAUGCAAUCCUCCGGCUGGACCUUGCUGGUCGUGAUCUUACUGAUGCCCUCAUGAAGAUUCUCACUGAGAGAGGAUACUCCUUCACCACCACUGCUGAACGGGAAAUUGUCCGUGACAUGAAGGAGAAGCUUGCCUAUGUGGCUCUUGACUACGAGCAGGAGCUGGAGACGGCCAAGAGCAGCUCAACAGUGGAGAAGAGCUAUGAAUUGCCUGAUGGGCAGGUGAUCACCAUUGGAGCUGAGAGGUUCCGAUGCCCAGAGGUGCUAUUCCAGCCAUCUCUGAUUGGAAUGGAAGCUGCAGGCAUCCACGAGACUACCUACAACUCCAUCAUGAAGUGUGAUGUUGAUAUCAGGAAGGACCUCUACGGCAACAUUGUGCUCAGUGGAGGUUCAACCAUGUUCCCGGGUAUUGCAGACCGUAUGAGCAAGGAGAUUACAGCUCUUGCUCCGAGCAGCAUGAAGAUCAAGGUGGUGGCACCACCUGAAAGAAAAUACAGUGUCUGGAUUGGAGGGUCAAUCCUUGCUUCUCUCAGCACCUUCCAACAGAUGUGGAUCUCCAAGGGUGAGUAUGAUGAAUCUGGUCCCUCGAUUGUUCACCGGAAGUGCUUCUGAGUUCAACCAGAGUGUUGGUGGUGAGUCGGUUUCUUUCAUGCAGUUGGCUUUCCGUGUCAUGUGUCAUGUGAACUUGAGCGAGUUCUGGGGAGUUUAUGGGGUUAAUUGGGGACUGAGUAAAGAGGGGUAUAGCAAUAUCAUAAUUUGCUGCUUCAUAGUUUUUUCAUAGAACAACACGCCACAUUCUUAGUAGAGAGGACUGAGAAGCCAAAGUCUAUUUGCGAUGGUUGGCUGGAAAUGGAGCGCAGAUUAUAGAUACUCUUCUUCAUUCGCUAUGUCCUCUCCUUGUAGUAGAAGGAUCUGUAGUAGGCAAGAGAAUUGAUGCUUUCUUUUUUUUUUUUUAAUUUCUUUCUCUUAUUUACUGGGGAGGAGAGUUUUGGGACAGCUAUGUUAAUAUUUAUUGUAUGAGAAAUUUGAUUGUAGCGUCAGUUUGCGGUUAUGAACUAUUAUUAAAAAAAAA